AUGCAUUCAGGAAAACCUCCAAUUGAUAUUAUACGUAUUGAUAAACGUUUAUUAACAAAUGAACAUCUUACAAUAAAAACAAAACAUAUUAAACUUGAACCAAUUUCAUCAUUUUCUAUUGAUAAAAAUUUAAAUGAUAUACAAAAAAUUUUUAAAAAUUCAAUAUCAUCUAUACCACCAACAUCAAUUUCUUAUUUACCUGAUGAUUAUAUACCAACACCACCACAACCACCAAAAUAUUCAUCUAUUAAUCUUAAACCAAAAACACCAACAAUUAUUUUAGAAACAUAUAAUGAAAUAAUGUCACCACAAUUACAACAUUAUUGUUUAUCACAACCAAUAUGUAUUUUACGUGGUUUAGCUAAUGUACUUAAACUUGAUUUAGGUUUAUUUUCAACAAAAUCACUUGUUGAAACUCAACCUGAUCAUCAAAUUGAAGUACGUACACAACGACAACAAGCAAGUGAUGAAAAUUUUGAUUUUACAUCAUUAAUAUUACCAUUAAAAAAUAUUUGGAAAUGUGAAUCAAGUCGUUCAUAUACAACAAUAUCGAAAUAUGCACAAUAUCAAGCAUGUUCAUAUCAUGAUAUGAUGAAAGAUAAUUCUAAUGAAUCAUUAUUAUCAUCAACAAAUAAUUUAACUAAUGCAUCAUGUAUACGUACAAUUAAAUUUGGUACUAAUGUUGAUUUAUCAGAUGAAAAAAAAUGGCCAAUGCAAUUAAAUGAAUUAAAAAAAUUACCAUUAUUUUUACGUGUUCAAUCAGCUGGAAAUCUUUUAUCUCAUAUUGGUUAUACAAUAUUAGGUAUGAAUAGUGUACAAUUAUAUAUGAAAGUACCUGGUUCAAGAACACCAGGACAUCAAGAAAAUAAUAAUUUGUGUGCUAUUAAUAUGAAUAUUGGUCCUGGAGAUUGUGAAUGGUUUGGUGUUGAUAAUCAAUAUUGGGGUGUUAUACAUACAUUAUGUGAAAAAAAUGGUGUUGAUUUUUUAACUGGUUCAUGGUGGCCUAUAUUAGAUGAUUUAUAUAAUGCACAUGUACCGGUUUAUCGUUUUAUACAGAAACCUGGAGAUCUUGUUUUUGUUAGUACAGGAUGUGUUCAUUGGGUACAAGCAAUUGGUUGGUGUAAUAAUAUAGCUUGGAAUGUUGGUCCAUUAACAUAUACACAAUAUUAUGCAGCUAUUGAACGUUAUGAAUGGAAUAAAUUAAAUUCAUGUAAAUCAAUUGUACCAAUGGUACAUUUAACAUGGAAUAUAGCACGAAAUAUUCGUGUUAGUGAUCGACAAUUAUAUGAAUUAAUUAAAUUUAUUUUAUCAAAAUCAUUAAAAUAUAUUCAAUCAAUAUUAAAAUAUUUAGAAGAACAAUUUAGUUCAAAUAUUAUUAUACGAAAACAAUUACGUACAAUAAAUGAACCAGUACAUUAUUGUAUAACAUGUGAUUGUGAAGUAUUUAAUAUAUUAUUUGUAAAAGAAAUUGAUCGUAAACAUGUUGUACGUUGUUUGGAUUGUGCUUUACAAUAUGAUAAACAAUUAGAAAAUGUUGUAGUUUUAUAUCAAUUUAUAUUAGAUGAUCUUUUAACAAUUUAUGAUCAAUUUCAAUUAUGUUAUAUAUCAAAUAUGAAAUAA
Molecule: messenger RNA, 1620 nt
Organism: Rotaria sp. Silwood1
Lineage: Eukaryota; Metazoa; Rotifera; Eurotatoria; Philodinida; Philodinidae
Source: the annotation of a GenBank genome assembly